Triticum dicoccoides is the source of this 1156-nucleotide messenger RNA. RefSeq lists its product as uncharacterized. The transcript has 3 exons. The coding region runs from base 266 to 1156 and encodes 296 amino acids. Lineage: Eukaryota; Viridiplantae; Streptophyta; Magnoliopsida; Poales; Poaceae. The record is from RefSeq and is a predicted model, not a curated record.
UGCAAAAACCUCCACCUUGUCUCCUCUUCGUUUCCCCCUCAGGAUCACUAGUGAGCCAAUCACCAGCCUCAUCCUUCCCUGGUCUAGAUCCAUCCAGCCUCCACCUCCUCCCUUCGACCCGUCCUCGUGCCCACUUCCAGACCGAGCAGGAGGCUCGAUCCCGAGCGCAGCCACCUGCCCAAACGCCGAGAACCCCACGAUCCUACUGGCGCCUCCCCUGGAUCCUCUCAUCCAGCCAUCGCCCCGUGCCCCGUGCCCCACGCUCAUGCUCGUCUUCCACGCAUGGACGGGAGAGGAGCUCCCGAUCCUUGUGUCCAAGGCAUCCUCGUCGCCAUUGCUCGAGCCUCCUCCGGCAGCUGUCGCCGGCUACCACCCGCAGGACCCCAUCGUGCCCAUCACCUUCCUCCUCCUUGCUCGUUUCCUCCUACCCGCCUCUCAUCUCUCCCCUGUUUCUCUUGACAGGCGCCGAGCCACCAUGUCUGCCGCCAAGUUCUUGCCGGGAGCGACGCCGCCCGGAUCCGGCUGUCUUCGCGUCGUCCGCGCCCCUGCCUCGCCAUGGACGCGCCGCCCCAGCUUGUCGGAGUCCCAGCAGCCCCGCCUGCUCCCCUGCUUCACCAAGUUCAUCGCUGCUCGAGCUCUCGAGCUACUCCAGCGCCCCAUGGCCUCUGCCGCGCCGGAGCUUUGCUGCCGCAGGCGACAGCAACAACAAUUUCAUCGUCGCCUUCCUCCUCUCUUCCCGUGCGCGCGGCCACCCAACCCCGUCGCCCUCCGUCUACAUCGCACGCUCGUGCCGGACCCAAGGGGGCCCCGACGCCCUGCAGAUUCCCCACAGCCCUGCCUCGUCCAACCUCGCCGUCCCCGAGCUCUUUUUCGGCGGGAUCCACCCCAACGCCGUGGUUCCCCGGCGCCCCGGACCUCCUCUGCGUCGCCCGCCAAGUCCCGCUGCCGUCCCGCCGUUGACCUUCUGUGCCGCCACACCGUCUCUCUGUCGAGCGAGAUGGUCAAACGCUCGGGCUGCUCAAUGUCGUGUGCCAGGUGGGCCACGCACAGGCCCAGUGCGUCCCGAGCCCAACACUACCGAGCCGGCCCAAGUUCUGUGGUUAGUUCCGAUAACGUCGCGUUUGUGAUGUGCAAGGGAUAUCAAAUGGUUAAAUGA